AUGCGUCUUUUGCAUCACUUUACCAAUUGUACAAGCGCGACUUUAUCAGAUCGACCAGAAGCUCAUAGGACUUGGGCCACAGCGGUUGUCCAAAUUGCAUUCGCACAUCCCUUUCUUCUUCAAGGGAUUCUUGCUCUCGCCGCUCUUCAUAUGGGCAAUCUGAUUGCGAAAGAGAAAGAAAGUCUAUCCAUUCUUGCUGCCAUUAAGCAAGAUGCUGCACUCAAAGACUUUCGACCUCAACUGGAGAAUAUGACAUCUCAAAACUGCGAUGCCAUUUUCGCAUUCUCUAUCCUUGCAGAAUACUACAUUCCUGCCUCUGCAGGUACUGUCAUCAACCCCGCUUCCACCUUUAUGGAGGAUCAUUUCUUUGACGCCAUUGUGGACUGGCUCCGCUUGCACCAAGGGACAUCAGACAUUUACAAGCGCAAGGGCUACUGGAUUAGAAAUGGCCCUGUUGCUCCUCUUCUCUGGAGUGAUGUCCUAGGCGAGAGAUGUCAACCGCCAACACGGAAAGAAAAUAACGGAGAAACUAAAACUCACCAACUGCAAGACCUUGCGAAAAUAUGGGAAACAGAUAAUUCAUCGACAAUGAGCGAUAUUCAUGAGAAUCAGAUCAAUUCACGGGCAUUGGAGAUUUUGGUUGAAGCAUUUAAUUUAGUCUUAGAUGAUUCCACGGCAGACACUGGCCGGCUAGCUGUCAAUGAGCCUCUCCAAAAUCCUCAGCUGUCGAGAGAUCACACUCCCCAAGAGCUCGACAGCUCAAAUUACCUCACUCUUUCGUUCAGAUGGCUCUUUGAAAUUCCCUUUGGGUUUGUGGAGCUUCUUGAGCAACGAAGACCAGCAGCGCUUAUCAUUUUCGCCCACUUCUCUGUACUAUUUCAGAAUGCCCCCAAAUUUUGGUGGAAUGAGCCAAUUCCAGCGAAGAUCGUAAAAGCCGUCGCAGCGGUGCUUCCACGAGAAUACCACAGGUGGAUCGAAUGGCCAAUACUUGAAGUACUGGGUGCUGACUGUUAA
This is a messenger RNA of Penicillium soppii, 1014 nucleotides long. RefSeq lists its product as uncharacterized. The record is from RefSeq and is a predicted model, not a curated record. Gene Ontology annotation, molecular function: DNA-binding transcription activator activity, RNA polymerase II-specific. The transcript has a single exon. The coding region runs from base 1 to 1014 and encodes 337 amino acids. Gene Ontology annotation, biological process: regulation of transcription by RNA polymerase II. Lineage: Eukaryota; Fungi; Ascomycota; Eurotiomycetes; Eurotiales; Aspergillaceae.